Messenger RNA from Drosophila busckii, 6833 nucleotides. Its product is annotated as polyhomeotic-proximal chromatin protein. Lineage: Eukaryota; Metazoa; Arthropoda; Insecta; Diptera; Drosophilidae. Gene Ontology annotation, cellular component: nucleus; PRC1 complex. Gene Ontology annotation, molecular function: zinc ion binding; protein binding. The transcript has 6 exons. Bases 552 to 6053 code for a protein of 1833 amino acids. The record is from RefSeq and is a predicted model, not a curated record.
AUUCAACUUGACGGUGUACGGAUUGUGCUGGUCAGAAUACGUUCAUUGCUUGCUCACUCGCGCCGAUCUCACUAUAAAAAAAACGCCAGUCGAGAAACAAGAUACAACGCGACGCGUACGCACACUGACACAUACACAGAAACUAAACGAAAUCGUACGAGCCGUCGUUAAAUAAAAAGAAAAAUUAAAUAGAAAGAAACAUUUCAAUGCGUUGCUGCAUAUUGAAAAUUAAAUAAUAAACAAAUUACAAAUCGACCAGCUACAUGCUGCCAAGAAGUGAAAAGUUAUGCUGCCGGCGCCGCAGUCGCUGCCGCAGCCAAUGUGCCGCUUAAAACAUAAAACAAAAAAAAGUUACAGGCAAUAAACAUAUAGAUGUAUGUAUGUACAUAAAUUAUACACGAAAAUGUCUCGCCGAGCGUUCAGUUUUCAUAUGUACAUAUGCAUGUAUAUGUGUUUGUGUAUAUAUGUGUGUGUGUGUUUGCUGUUCUGAGACGCGACGUCGCUGCAUGCAUACAAUUAAUUUAAUAUACAAAUUGUUUUUAUUUUGAAUAAUGGAUCGUCGUGCAUUAAAGUUUAUGCAAAAAAGAGCGGACACUGAAAGCGAAACAUUAGCGACAUCCACAAAUACAACACAAGCAACAACUGCAACUCUAACAUUGGCAACAAGCGCAGCUUCAUUGGCCACAACAGCAGCAACAGCUUUAACGACAACAACAGCAACAGCAACAGCAACAGCAGCAGCAGUGACAACAGCGCAGCCUUUAAAGGACAACUCGAAUAUCAGAGGCAGCGACAAGCUACAGCAGCAGCAACAGCAGCAACAACAACACCAACAGCAGUCACAAAAACUACAGCAACAGCAGCAACAACAGCAGCAGCAGCAGCAGCAACAACAACAUAUAACUGAGCGACCAUUGAAGUGCUUGGAGACGCUAGCGCAGAAGGCGGGCAUUACUUUUGACGAGAAAUACGAUUUUGCCAGUCCGCCGCAUCCAGGAAUUGGUGCAACAACGCCCACACAUAAUAACAACAACAAUAACAACAACAAUAAUAAUAACAACAAUAGCAUACAAAAUAAUAAUAACAAUAAUAAUAGCAUAAAGAGCGCAACGCCCACUUCAAUUGCUUCAGCCUCAGCGCAAACGCCGCCAUCGUCGCGACGCCAAAACGCCAACGCAGCAACAGGAAACGGCAAAACAACACCCACAGCAGCAGCAGCAGCAGCAGUCGCAUCUGCAGCAGCAGCACGUUCGCGCAGCGCUUCACGCUCUCGUUCGCGCUCCAGCACACCCACUUCACGCCCAGCAGUAGCAGCAGCAGCAGCAGCAGCAGCGGCAGCAGCAGCAGCAGCGGCCAAUAGUAGCGGCAACAGCAGCUUAUUGGCGCUCAACGGCAACACACUGGAGAAAUCACAGAGCCCCGCCCAACAGGUGCAGUCCGCCACGGCGAUGCCCAUGCAGAUCUCGCCCGAGCAACUGCAGCAGCUCUACAACAGCAAUCCCUACGCCGGCAUACAAGUCAAGCAGGAGUUUCCCACGCACAAUGCCGGCAACAGCAACACAGGCGUCGAGCUCAAGCAUGCCGGCGGCCUGCUAGAUGCCAGCCAGACCACACAGCUGCAGCAGAUGCAGCUGCAGCAACUGACCGCUGGCGAUGGCGGUGCCGCUGCCGUGGCAGCCGCUGCUGUGGCCGCCGCCGCCGGUGCUGGCAGUCCGGCCAACGCUCAGCAGCAGCAGCAGCAGCAACAGCAGGCGCUCCAGCAGCAGGUGCAACAGGCACAGCAGCAGCAGCAACAACAGCAGCAGCAACAGCAGCAACAGCACUCAACUGCCAUUAGCACAAUGUCGCCCAUGCAACUGGCCGCUGGCAGCGUGCCCGGGGAUUGGGCCAACGGUCGCACCGUGCAGCUGAUGCAGCCAUCCACGGGCUUCAUCUAUCCGCAGAUGAUACUCUCCAGCAAUCUGCUGCCCGCCGGCCUGGGCCAGCAGCCCAUACAGGUCAUAGCCGCCAGCAAGCAUUUCCAGGGCAGUGGGCCACAAAUGAUUACGACCACCACACAGAAUGCCAAGCAGAUGAUUGGCGGCCAGGCGGGCUUUGCCGGCGGCACCUAUGCCAUACCCUCCAGUCAGUCGCCACAGACGCUGCUCAUCUCGCCCGUCAAUGUCAUUUCGCACUCGCCGCAGCAGCAGAGUCUGCUGCAGUCCAUGGCGGCGGCAGCGGCGCAGCAGCAACAACAACAACAACAACAGCAACAGGCACAGCAGCAACAGCAGCAACAACAGCAGCAACAGCAACAGCUCAACGCUGCCGCCUCCAAAGUGGGCGUCAAUGUAGGCGUGGGCGUAGGCGUUGGCGUGGGCGAUGCCCAGGGCAAGCUGCAGCAGAAGGUUGUGCAGAAGGUGACCACGACCACGAACACAGUGCAGGCGGCAAGCGGCGCUGCUGGCGGCGGUGUUGUGACCCAGGCGCAGCAGCAGCAGCAACAGCAGACGACCACGCAGCAGUGCGUGCAGGUCUCGCAGUCGACGUUGCCGGGCGUGAAUGCGGCACAAGCAGCGCAGCUGCUGAAUCCGCUGCAGGGCACAGUCGCCGGGCAGCCGCAGCAGAUGCAGAUUGCGCCCUGGUUCUGGCCAAAUGGACUGCAGCACUUUGGGGCCAAUCCCAUCAUAUUGCGUGGCCAGCCGGACGGCACACAGGGCAUGUUCAUCCAGCAGCCAGCGACGCAUCAAGCGCUGCAAACGCAACAGAAUCAGAUAAUUCAGUGCAAUGUGACGCAGACGCCGACGAAGGCGCAUACUCAGCUGGAAGCGCUGGCGUCCAAACAGCAGCAGCAGCAACAACAACAACAGCAGCAGCAGCAGCAACAACAGCAGCAGCAGCAGCAGCAACAGGCGAAUGUACAGCAGCAACAGCUUGCCACGCAGCAACAAGCGGUGGCAGUAACGGCGCAGCUGCAACAACAUUCUCAGCUUACAGCGGCUGCAGCAUUGCAACGCGUCGGCGCCCCCAUACUGCCACAUAAUGGGGCACAAGUGCGUCCCGCCAGCUCGGUGUCCACGCAGACGGCGCAGAAUCAAAGCCUGCUCAAGGCCAAGAUGCGCAACAAGCAGCAGCCGGUGCGUCCAGCGCUGCCCACGCUCAAGACCGAGAACGGGCAAACGACUGUGGGCAAGCCCGGCCAAGUGACCAGCAAUGCCACCACAGCCCUCAGCCAGCAUCUGGCCGUGCAGCAGCAGCAGCAGCAGGGCAAUCUGCAUCAAGUUGUCACCACAGCGGGCAAUAAAAUGGUCGUCAUGAGCACCUCGGGCACGCCCAUAACGCUGCAGAAUGGCCAAACAUUGCAGGCAGCGACUGGCGGUGUGGUUAACAAGCAGCAGCAGCAAACACAGCAGCAGCAGCAGCAACAACAACAGCAGCAGCAGCAGGUACAACAGCAACAACAACAACAGCAGCAGCAACAAGCAUUGCAGAUGAUGAAAAAUCAGCAACUGUAUCAGCAGCAGAUAUUACAACAUCAGCUUGCCUUGCAACUGCAACAGCAGCAGCAGCAGCAGCAGGCGCAGCAACAACAGCAGCAGCAGGCGGCUCAACAGCAGCAGCCACAGCAGCAACAACAGCAGGCAACUUUGGCUAAUGCCACAGCUCAGCAAAUACUGCAAGUAGCUCCAAAUACAUUUAUAGCCUCGCAGCAGCAGCAGCAACAACAGCAGCAGUUGCACAAUCAGCUCUUGCAACAGCAACUGCAGCAACAACAACAACAGCAGCAGGCACAACAACAGCAGCAGCAGCAGCAGGCACAACAGCAAGCUCAACAACAGCAGCAGCAACGCGAGCAACAAAAUAUUAUACAACAAAUUGUUGUGCAGCAGCAAACAGCCAAUCAGCAACAACAGCAGCAGCAGCAGCAGCAGCAGCAGCAGCAACAGUUGCAGCUUAGCAGCGUGCCCUUCUCUGUUUCCUCCACCACAACGCCCGCUGGGAUUGCCACCUCCAGUGCGCUACAGGCGGCACUUUCCGCUUCGGGCGCCGUUUUCCAGACAACCACCAAGACAAGCAAUUCAAUGCCCAGCAGCAGCGUUGUGACAAUCAGCAAUCAUAACACUGGGCCACUGGUCACCAGCAGCACUGUAACCAGUUUGCAGCAGCUGCAACAGCAACAUCAACAACAGCAGCAGCAGCAGCAGCAGCAGCAACAGCAGCAGCAGCAGCAGGCACAGCAGCAACAGCAUCAGCAACUGAUAUCUGCUACCAUCGCAGCUGCCACGCAACAGCAGCAGCAGCAGCAGCAGCAGCAGUUGGCCAAUAGCUCGCAUGGCUCUAGCACGCUGACCACCGCCUCACCCACGCAAAAUCCCAUACUGGCCAUGACCUCCAUGAUGAAUGCCACCGUGGGCAUGCCCACAACGCCUACAACAGUUAGCAGCAGUCCCAUGACCGCAUCGCUUGUGACGCUUAGCAACAGCAUCAGCUCGCUGCCGGCCACGCCCACCAAGACAACAAUGAUUACAGCGACGAGCACGCCGGAGGCAGCAGCAGCACAGUCAAAGACGCCACAGCAACAGUCGCUGCCAGCCGGCUUGGUGCCCAUUGAUUCGCCGCUAACGACAGUCGCAGCAGCAGCAGCAACAGCAACAGCAGCACAGGCAGUUGCAGUUGCAGCUGCGGCGCAAGCAGCAGCAACAUUGCAUGAGUCCAACAAGGCGAGCUUGGAGGCCACAGCUGAGGUGCUGCUCAAUGGUGAUGCCAAUGAGGCAACUCCCACAAAGCUGGCAACAGCAAUUGUUGCUGGCGCCAAGCAAAGCAAUGCAGUGCUGCCCACCAGCAGCAGCAGCAGCAGCAGCAAGGAUGAUGCAUUGAGUAAUGGACAGAUCAGCAAUAGCAAUAGCAAUAGCAAUAGCCAUAGCACGGCGGUGACAAGCACGGCGACAACAAAUGGCAUUGCCAGCGGCACGUUGCGUGCCUUGAGCAGCAGCAGCAGCACGGCGACAACUACAACCAGCACCACGACUAGCAACAGCAGCAGCAGCACGACAACAAGCACAACAACAACCAACAGCACAACAAGCAGCAGCAACAGCAAUAGCAACAGCAGCGGCGGCGGCAGCGGCACCAACAGCAUUGGCAAGGAUUUGCCCAAGGCCAUGAUCAAGCCCAACGUGCUCACGCAUGUCAUCGAUGGCUUCAUCAUACAGGAGGCCAACGAGCCAUUCCCUGUGACCAGGCAGCGUUAUGCCGACAAGGACAGCAACGAUGAGCCGCCAAAGAAAAAGGCUGCAAUGCAGGACGACAUCAAGGCCGGCACGACCAGCAUGACGCCCAGCACGAACAGCCAAGCAGCAACUGGUCUGACUGCAGCCACUGGCGGUGGCGCUGGCGGCGGCGCCACUAUGAACGCCGUCGUGCCGCUGGCCACAUUGCCGGCGGACAUGGUGGCGUGCGAGCAAUGCGGCAAGCCGGAGCAUAGAAGCAAGCUGAAGCGUAAGCGCUACUGCUCACCGGGCUGUGCGCGUCUGGCCAAGACUGGAGGCGUUAGCAAUGGCAAUGCCAUUGGCAUGGUGGCUGCCGAUGCGCUGGCGCUCGCCGACAAGCUGGACGAAUCGCUGGCGGAGGAGAAGAUGCAAACGGAAGCGCUGCUGCCGGAGCCAGCGCCGAUUAUGGCCGAACCGACGCCCAUGGCAGCCGCAACACCAGCACCACCCCCAGCCGUCGCAGUAGCAGCCACACCCAUUGCCGUCGCCGCACCAGCAACAGCUGCGCUGCCCAGCAGCAGCAGCGUUGUGGAGCGCCCGCCCAUUUGUAGCUGGACUGUGGAUGAGGUCAGUGAGUUCAUACGCAAGCUGCCGGGCUGCCAGGACUAUGUGGAUGACUUUGUGCAGCAGGAGAUCGAUGGACAGGCAUUGCUGCUGCUCAAGGAGAAUCAUUUGGUGAAUGCCAUGGGCAUGAAGCUGGGACCAGCGCUCAAGAUUGUCGCCAAGGUGGAGUCCAUGAAGGAGCUGAACGCCGCGUCCGCAGCUGCCGAGAGCGCUGCCAAAGAUGCGGCAGCCACUCAAUAGUAUCGGCGUCAGCUCCAGCAUCAGCAUCAGCCACUGCAAUGUCACGAGCUAGACAGUCACUGCAAUGUCGAUGUGAAUAGCUCGCCGUCAUCGUCACCUGCCCACUCCAUAACUCCGCCGAUUUAUUCGCCAGUGCGGCGCGCAUCCUAAGCAGACGCCGGUCCAACCAGGCGGCUGCAACUGUGGCAUGCGGCGCAUGUGAAUGUGAUUCAUGCAACAAGCUCUCCAUACUCUCUGCUAGCAAACAUUGCCCCCCCUCCCCACCCGCUUAAUCCAAAUUCCAAGCCCCCCCCCACACACACUCUCAAAUUCUCCCUCCGCCCAAGCGAUCUGUAGAACUACUGUGUACGUAAUUUAUAGUGUAGCUUCAAUUUUAAGGCCAACUGUGUAUGAUACUGAACUAAAGAAUGGAACUAGCCCAAGUCGUUCGUCGCUCGUUCGUUGGCUAUUCAAGCUUAUAUAUCAUAUAUAUACCAUUGUUUUCAUCAUCUGUACAAUUUUUCGCAUAAUUUUAAAAGAUUUCACACGACGACACGACUAAGCUUUUUAUUAUUAUUUCUCUCUUUAUCAAUUGCUUAAGUUUGGCUCGAAUGUAAGGCAUGGAAUUCAAUGCGAGAACAGCAUAAAUUAAAACUAUUAUAUGUUAAGCAAAUUUAGCAACUAAAUGGAAAGUAAUUUAACGAGAACUACUGCAAAUAGUAUUUGAAGCAUCAUCAGCAGUAUGCGUGCGUAUAUAAUUCAAUUAGUUAAUACAUACAACAAAUUAAAUAUAGUAAUAUA